UCAGAGUUCACGUGUAAAAUAUGCAGUCCCUUUGCUUUGUUAUUCCCAACAUCUCCCAGACACAUUUAAUAUGAGGCGCAUCAUCGAGGCUCCAAUUUCCUCUGGAGGAUGCAACCAGUACCGAAUUACAUGCGCAAUCCUGCCGUGAAUCAGACAUCACCACGGUAACCGAACGGUAUUCACCAUUCUCUGCUUUACCCGUAAACAUCCGCGACGCAACCCUACCGAUCGUCAUCCUCGUACGCAAUUGGUCAGGCAGGCAGACAUGGUGAAGCUGGGCAGUAACCUGGCUGAUAAGCUGGAUAAAGAACAGUCUUUGGACGAUGGCUUUGAUAACAUCCCCCUCAUCACCCCUCUGGAGGUGAACCAGCUGCAACAGCCAUACUUAGACAAGGUAAUCGUGAAGACCACAACAGAGUAUCAGCUGCAGCAGAAGAAAAAGAAGAAGUUGUACGUCCCAGGAAUCAAGAAGCUGAAUAUAAAACUGUAUGACGAGGUAUCAGAGAAGGUCAAGCUCACAGGUUUGAUCCUCAUCACCCUUGGGUUCCUGGCUUGUCUUCUCCUGCUGGUCAUGUACAAGGCUCUGUGGUACAAUCAACUUACCUGCCCAGAGGGCUUCAUUCUCAAGCACAAGCACUGCACCCCAGCAGCGGUCCUGGAGCCCUGGUACGACACAGAGCAGCAACAGCAGGAGGACCCAGGCGUGCCCCCCCGCUCCAGCAGUCUCUACACCGCCCUGGGUCACCUCAACCAGGCCAAGAGGACCGCCGGCGGCGGCAUCAUCCCCGAGCUGCCCCCGUCACCAUGGUUCCCCGUCAUCAAUGCCCUGAAGCAAGCCGAGAGGGCCAAAGAGGAGGCGAGUCGUUCGAAGGAGUGAGGGAUGGAGGGAUUUCCAGAGGGAAAGGGUUUAGGAAGGGGGUGAUAAAGGUAGAAGGGUAUAUGGGGUUUCCAAAAGGAAGAGGGGAUGGAGAUGGGGGGAAAAGUGUUGUUUACUUGGGGGAGUUGACUAUGAGGUAUUCUGGGUAACGCUCCAAAUGUCUGUUUAGGUGUCAGCGAACGUGACUCAUUUGCAGUAAAGUUAAUCUCUCUAUGACGUUAUCAGUGAGGACCACCGCCUUGUGUUAUGUGCGUGCGUGCCUGUGCGAGUGAGAGAGAGAGAGAGAGAGAGAGAGAGAGAGAGAGAGAGAGAGAGAGAGAGAGAGAGGUGAGAGAGAGAGAGAGAGAGAGAGAGAGAGAGAGGUGAGAGAGAGAGAGAGGUGAGAGAUGUCCGUGUGAGAAGCGUUGGAGAACUGAACAUAACAACAUUCCCUGAAAUGCUCACUAGAUUGUCUUUAUCAGACUAACAUGUUUUCAGGUUUUUAUUUUAUGCUGAACUGAAUGUAGAGUAUUGUUAGUAAUGUGGUCUGACAAGAUUUAGCGUUAUUACAUUUAGAUCGAACUAGACAUGUUUUUUGUAGAUUUUUACAUACACAGUUCGGAAAUAAAAUGUUUUGUUCUAUUCAGGAAGCACAGAGCCCACAUUAAUUUAGAAACAUGAUUGUAAAAAACAUAUUUAUCAUGCCUUUUUUUCUCAAUAGAUUUUCCAGCAGCUGUGAACAAUUUGUGUAUGAGCAUUUUGGUACAAUUGGGUACGAGGAACCUGAAUAUUUUCAGGUGGAAGAUAACCAAAUGGAUUGAUGUCAUUUCAAUUCAGAUGAUUUCGAAUGUAGUAGACUAGCAGGUGUACGAGUUGGAUUCCUGUCUCGUAAUAUUUUAACAUAACAUUAACUACCUAGAGUAUCCGUCCGUAUCUUUGUGUUUCCUAGUAUUUAUUUAAAGACCUAUUUAUUAUAAGCUUACUUUAUUCUUUAAGCUAUUUAUUUGAUUUCUUUUUUUGGGGGGUGAAAAGCUUGAAGGAUUACAUUUUUUAAUGAUUUAUUAUUAAUUAUUAUUAUUUAUUUAAAUUAUUUAUUUGGGGAUUUUUAAAAUAGAGGAUAAAAUGCAAUGCGAUUCAUAUCAAGUUUGCAUUAAUCCUAAUUCAUCAUAAUAACUGGCAGUAUUUUCACCAUGGAUCAGAUUGUGAUACUGCCAUUGUGUCACCAUUCACCACCCAGCGUUAAUAAACCUUGUUCUGUUCUGAGUGCCAAACGUUUAUGUCAGACCCAUCUGCUCUGAUGUCAUCAAUAAAGUGUUAAUCAUAAUCUGGGA
Molecule: messenger RNA, 2187 nt
Organism: Oncorhynchus tshawytscha (Chinook salmon)
Lineage: Eukaryota; Metazoa; Chordata; Actinopteri; Salmoniformes; Salmonidae
Product: neuronal vesicle trafficking-associated protein 1-like
Exons: 5
Coding region: 266-877 (203 amino acids)
Biological process (GO): clathrin coat assembly; endosomal transport; G protein-coupled dopamine receptor signaling pathway
Cellular component (GO): membrane; endosome
Molecular function (GO): clathrin light chain binding
Source: RefSeq, a predicted model, not a curated record